Talpa occidentalis (Iberian mole) is the source of this 2316-nucleotide messenger RNA. It is a transcript of the gene ANKDD1A, whose product is annotated as ankyrin repeat and death domain containing 1A. The transcript has 15 exons. Gene Ontology annotation, biological process: signal transduction. Gene Ontology annotation, molecular function: protein binding. Bases 46 to 1575 code for a protein of 509 amino acids. Lineage: Eukaryota; Metazoa; Chordata; Mammalia; Eulipotyphla; Talpidae. The record is from RefSeq and is a predicted model, not a curated record.
GUCGCGGCGGGUAGACGCGCGCUUUGGGGCUGCGGAGCCGGCGGGAUGGAGGAGACGCUGGCGGGGGAGACCGAUGGCCUGCUUCCCUUGGAGAGGCAGCUCCACGAGGCCGCCCGCCGGAAUAACGUCGGCAGGAUGAAGGAGCUGAUCGGGAGGAGAGUCAAUGUCAGGGCCAGAAACCACGUGGGCAGGGUGGCCUUGCACUGGGCCGCAGGCGCGGGGCACGAGCAGGCUGUGCGGCUGCUCCUGGAACACGAGGCUGCUGUGGACGAGGAGGAUGCGUUUGGGAUGAACGCGCUUCUCCUCUCUGCCUGGUUUGGCCACCUGCAGAUCCUCCAGAUCCUGGUAAACUCUGGGGCCAAGAUCCACUGUGAGAACAAGGACGGCCUGACCAUACUGCAUUGUGCAGCCCAAAAAGGCCAUGUGCCCAUGCUGGCGUUCAUCAUGGAGGACCUGGAGGAUGUGGCCCUGGACCGCACGGACCAGCUGGGAAGGACGGCGUUCCACCGGGCUGCCGAGCACGGGCAGCUGGAUGCUCUCGACUUCCUUGUGGGCUCUGGCUGUGACCAUGGUGCCAAGGACAAGGAGGGGAACACAGCCCUUCACCUGGCUGCCAGCCAGGGCCACCUGGCUGUGCUGCAGCGACUUGUGGACAUCGGGCUGGAACUGGAGGAACAGAACGCAGAAGGCCUGACUGCCCUGCACAUGGCUGCUGAAGAGAUCCACCCUGAGUGUGUGCAGCUUCUCCUCAGGGCUGGGAGCAGCGUGAAUGCCCUCACCCAGAAAAAGCAGAGCUGCCUCCACUAUGCAGCCCUCAGUGGUUCAGAGGACGUGGCCCGGGCCCUUAUCCAUGCAGGAGGCCGCACCAAUGUGGCUGACCAUCAGGGCGCUUCUCCUAUGCACCUGGCAGUGAGGCACAACUUCCCCGCCCUGGUGGAGCUCCUCAUCGAUGCUGGCAGUGACCUGGAUGCCACCGACAAUAGGCAGCAGACGCCCCUCCAUCUUGCUGCAGAACACGCCUGGCAGGACAUAGCAGAGAUACUCCUCGUCGCUGGCGUUAACUUAAGCCUGAAAGAUAAGCAAGGGAAAACUGCCCUGGCAGUGGCCGCCCGCAGCAACCAUGUCAGCCUGGUGGACAUGAUCAUAAAAGCUGAUCGAUUCUACAGAUGGGAGAAGGACCACCCCAUGUGCAGAGACCCCAGUGACCCUUCUGGGCAGAGUUUGACCUUUAAGCAGGACCACCAGCAGGAAACACAGCAGCUCCGCUCUGUGCUGUGGCGACUGGCCUCCAGGUACCUGCGGUCCCAUGAGUGGAAGAAGCUGGCAUAUUGCUGGGAGUUCACCGAGGCCCACGUCCAUGCCAUUGAGCAACAGUGGACAGGCACCAAGAGCUACCGGGAACACGGCCAUCGGAUGCUGCUCAUCUGGUUGCAUGGUGUGGCCACAGCCAGCGAAAACCCCAGCAAGGCACUGUUCGAGGGCCUCGUGGCCAUUGGCCGGAGGGACCUGGCUGAAAGCAUCAGGAAGAAAGCAAAUGUCAACCCGAAUGUCCCCAGGAGAUGCAUAGCCAUGUAACUGGAUUGCGGGGGGUCGGGGUAGGGGAAGGAACCUCUGGACAUUUGGGACCUCAUGCCGGGGCCACUGAACAGAAGAGAACCACCAUUUAAGUGCUUUUAAAAAAUUACUGUUAGCAGACUUCUGGCUGCCUCUACUGAAACAUAUAGCCAUGUAGGUCCAGCAGACAGAGGCUUGUGAUCUUCCCACAAGGAUCGUCGGGAAGCCUUUUUCAGGUUUUGCGGAGAAUCCCUUUCCACAGGCCUGCCUCUUGCAGCCCUCCUGUCACUUUCAUCUCCCUGGAGCCUCUCAGCAGUCCCCUGAGCACAGGGGCACCAUUUCAGAGAGGACACUGGGGCUCAGGAAGCUUAAGCAGUUAAUUGGGUGGUUAAUCAGGUACCAAACCCAGCAUCCCUGAAAGUAACUUAUGAAAGUAACUUAUGAAAAUAAAAAGAGGCUUUGAAACCAACCCGUUUUACGGCAAUAACCUGAUGGUCUGAGAGGUUUAUGUGCCUGAGGCCUCACAGCUGGCAGUGAGAUUCAGAGACCCCCUCAAAACUCCCCCCACAAAAGGUGGCCUUGUGCACGUGACACCUGUCUCUGCAGGUGCUGUGCUGAAGUGGGAAAACCCCCUCUUCCCUCUACUCUAUAGGGAAAGGUAUUUUGUAUCACGUGGCACUCAACUCUUCUACAGGAUGAAUUUUACAAAGCGAAUUUUAUAUUUGUUUCAAGACAGAAAAGCAAGUUCUUAAAAUAAAAAUA